AUGUCCCUUCGUCUCCAGCGUAAUUUCGUCAAGAGGGGAAAAGCGCACCUCAGAAAUGAUGAUUUUCGGUCAAUUCCAGAAGAAUAUCCUUUUCUGAUUUCAGCCUCACCGCCGGCAUCAUCAUUUGAAAAUACUCAACAGCCGAACAGCGAGCCACAUCUGACACUAGCUGUUAUCCAGCGGCUUAAACCCCAACUAUCGGAGUUACAAAAGAAGAGAAAGAAUCGUCAAAAAACUUUGAAACAACGCGCUCGAAAAUUUGCAACAGAAAUUACCCGACGGAAUAUCUACAAAUUGUGGUCGACGAAAAAAUUCAUUGAAGUGUUAGAUAGAAAAGGAAUUCCGCAAUCAAGAGUCCUCACACGAGUGUCACCAACAACUGGCACACAUCACGUAUUUAUUGGUCUUCAGAAACCGUACGAUUUCCAGCGCUGGGAUAAAUUAACAAGUAAUUGGUUUACCGAGGCACAUUAUAAUCCUGGUGUGUGA
This is a messenger RNA of Didymodactylos carnosus, 489 nucleotides long. The record is from the annotation of a GenBank genome assembly. Lineage: Eukaryota; Metazoa; Rotifera; Eurotatoria; Philodinida; Philodinidae.